ACAUAUUCAAACAGCCUCUCUCUGCCCCUCUGCAAUAAAGGCAGAUAGCGGACCAUGGGGAGCAGGGAAAAACUUUUUAUACUGACAUGUUAGCGCGAUGACUUUUGAGUAACAUCAGACUGGGACGAGGCUCCCGGCUCGAGGAGGACAGGGCCCUGUACGGCAAGAGAAAAGGAGCACUUGCCAUCUGCCGGGGUACAGGAACGGAAAAAGCAAGACGGCGAAAGAGUUGAGACCAAUCCAAGAAUCAGCGGUGGAAAAUCCAGUUUAGCCAUUUGAAUUGAAAGAUGAGCUUGCUGUCUGCCAUAGACACGAGUGCCUCCGUGUACCAGCCUGCGCAACUUCUCAACUGGGUCUAUCUCUCCUUACAAGACCCCCAUCAGACCAGCGCUUUUGACGCGUUCAGACCCGAGCCCAACUCUUCCCACCCGGAUCUCAAUUUCAGCAAGACUCCCGCAGCGGCAGACCUGAGCUCUUCCCUGAACUCCAACUAUCUCAACAACUUCUUUCAGCUGCAGCGGAAUGAGGUGAAAGAUGGCAUGCAUUUGGCAAAAAAAGAUUUCAAGUGGGAUCAACUUUGUGGGCUUGUGGUUGAGUUUGCUACAAUAAGAAAGCAGCUUGAUUGAUAUGUUGACUGUUGCACGACUGUGCAGCAAAUGGUUUAACAUGUACAGCAUGGGCUAUUCUGGUAAGAUAAACAGAACCACCAUGCUAUUUCCAAUACAACUUUUAAUGGUCUUACUGAAACAAAGCGCCAGACUUCUGUGGUAAAAUAGUCCUUUUAAACUCUGGGUUAUGCCAUCACAUUUCAUGGAACAAGUAGUCAGAAUCAGAAAUAGUUUAAUAAUCCCCAGGGGGAAAUUGCUUUCGUUACAGUACUAAGUAGAAAGAGUAAAAACAGUAAAAGAGGAGAUAAAUAAUAGAUGUAAUAAAAGAUAAAAUAGAUAAAAUAACUAAAAAUAUAGAGCUAAUAUACAAGUAUUUACACUAUAAACAACACAAAUAGUGACAUCGUGUGCGUAGUCUAUUAUCAUUUGGCCUAUAUGAUAUGGUAAAUGUCAUGAAGGAUAUGGGCUUGUGUAAAUACCUUUAAACUCUUGUAAUUCCAUAUAAAAAAUACAGGAAUAUCAUUGUUUCACAGCAUGUAUUUAGAAAACUACCAGUUAUAAAUGUCACAAUUUAAAUGACAAAGUGCCUUAGUUACACAUAAAGUGGAGGAAUGUUAUAAGAAAGUUUGCAGUGCAAUUUAAACUUGGACUGGUUAAAAAGGCAGGAUCUUUUAUGUAACUUUAAAGCUACAUUUUACAGCAAGGGCUCCAAAAAUGAACUUCAUACAGGUCAUCAAAAUAACAGUAGUUAAUUUUAUUCUUGUUUUCCUUUUGCUUAAGAAGGUUUGAGCCAUUGACUUACAGAUUGAGAGGAAGAACUUGCAGAAUUGCAGAAGCACAGUUCAUUAACACCAAGUAAAGAUGAACUACUCUUAAAAAAAAUAUAGUAAGAUAGGGAGAUAAAUCAUCUCCACAUAAGAGCCCUGGACUUCAGUGAUUUUUUUCAAAGAUUUAGACAACAUCCAAAGUUACCAAGUCUGCCCUUUAAUCAGAAAUAUGGCUGUUUGUUGUGAUUAUAUCAGGGCAUAGUGAUUGGAUUUCUUUAAAUUAAAGCUGAAACUGUCUAUUUUGUACUCAGAGAAGUAAAGAGAUCCCCUGCACGCCUCUGUCUGGAGACAGGGGGCCACUGCAGCCUCCUGCUGAGCUCCACCGUCCUCAAAUAGAGCUGGUUGUGCAAACAAAAUCAAUCCUUGUUUACAUAUUGUCUAUUCCUGUAGCUCUGUGUAAUUUUAGGGACAAACAUGCUGAUAAUGUAUGCCAGGCUGCAAACCUGAUCCUGCAGACCAUGCAGUGCAAAAAGGACCCCACCGCCGCCACCACCACCUCCUCCACACCCAACAACCUAACCCACAAAUACACAUACAUACUAGUCCAGCACACACAGACCAAAUAAUGACAUACUGCAGGCAAAGUGGCGGCGUAAAGAAAGCACAGCGAGUGUCCUAGUGUGUUGAUUGCAGUGCAGAUGAGUGUCUUAGAUCUAUAUUACAAUGACGUGAUGUGUAUGAAACUCAAGUGGAGGGACGGACUACACUCUCCACCUUGAGUCAGUGUCCGUUGUUAUGCUGGUAACCAUAGAGGCCUUUUGAAGUAAUUUAACAUGAAACAGUCCACUGAAAAAUGGGGUGUGCACAUUAUACAUUACACGCAAUUGUGUAAUGCCAUUCAAUCCGCAUGAGUAUAAAGUGUUUCAAACUGAGAGAACAUAAGCAGUCUGGAAAUGGUUUAAGGGGUGGGGUGGGGGUUUGGGGGGCAUUUUGCAACUUACUCUACAGACUAAGCCAAGUAAAAUAAACCACUGCAGAGAUUUGAUGAUGAGAUGAGUAAUGCAAAAUGUGGUUGUUUUUGCACUGAAGGAUCACACAACAGACUAAUUGAUGUUGAAUCGUAAUAGAUACUCGAAUUUGUUGUUUAUUGUGACGCAAGUCAAGAAUGCUCGCCGCAAUUUAACAUGCUGACAGGCUUUUUUUGGAUGUUUGUUACUUUUUCUCCCUCAUUAUUGACUGCCAGGCUGAGAGGAAAAACAGUGUAAUGUAAAUUUGGAGCAUUAAUUACCCGCGCUGACUCAUCUAACCCACUCUAAUUUAUAAUGGAAUUAUUCUACAUCAAAUCAGUCACCUUAAAGCAUCUCACCAGAAACCACAGCUCUGAUUUAAACACACUUGUGCAUGACUUUACUGUGAAACUUCAUCCCUGAACACCACAUCUUUGGUAACUGAUAUUCUACGAUUGUCCAACCUCAACACAGACACUCAGUGAUUGAUAAUGGAAGUUUUGUCCUCAUUGUUUAAGCCAAUACAUACACAUCAAUCGGCACACACAUAUACACAAUCUCUCCUCCUCACUCGUUCACUCUCUUCUCUACUCUCACAGUCACACAAAAUAAACAAACAGUCUCGCCCGCCAUUAGCAGAUGUGUGUGAAAUCACUUUCUUUUGGCCUGACUGAUCUGUGAGGGACAAUAACUGAGCGAAGUCUUUAGCUUUGCACCCAGACUUAUAUUAAGCAUCAAACAAACAUGUUCAUUUCCAUCAGGAGUGACAGUACACAGAGCUAAAAACACACUGCAGAUGGAAAACUUGAGAAACUACAGAGCCGGGACGCUUGAUUUACGACGACUACAUGUAAUAAAUGAACAUGAGUCUUAAAGCUGGAGCUGGUUAGCAAGACAAUCUCACAGGCUGCAGAUAAAGAUUUGGCUUCCAGCCUCAGUCAGGUUGCCAAGUCUUGAGUUUCUGUGCUGUGCAACAUUAAACAUUGACUAUAACAUUAUUUCCCAGACACAAACAUGGCUCCCAAAAUGAAAUGAGGGAUGAGAAAAGGUUGAUCAGGGGAUUUCAUCAUACCCACACACACUGAGCAGAACAACUCUUAAAUGUCAAGACAGAAGGCUACAUUACACUGUUGGCAUCUUGACCACAUGGCUUUUGUAUAACCUGACAAUCUGCCCUAAAACCAGCAUAAUUUAACCCAGAGUUCAAUUCCUUUCUGCUGUUUCCGGACUGAAUAUUGAGCGGAGAAAGACAUGAAUGAGAGAGGAAAUAAGUGACUGCAGGCAAUGCUUUCCUGGUUAUUAAUAUUCAGAUGGCAUCUUCCAUGGAUCCACUGGGUCCUGUGGCAUGCACCGCAGCGUUCUGUGGCUCUGAGCAUGCUGCAAACACUGACCAUGGUUAGUUUACCGCCAACAGUGCAUGGUGACACUGCUGAUGUUCCACAGGCUGGCGAUGGGGAACAUGCCUCCCAUCUUGUUUACAAUGAGUCAUCCUCUGUAAAGUCCUGUCUUUUUCUCUGUGGACAUGCUCAGUACUUUUCCAGCUCAUGAGCACAGCUGGGCCUCUCGCCAGAUGUUCUGAAUUUAAUGAGAGAAAUGAUCUCGGAUUUUUUUUUUUUUUGUGCAACAAAAAAAUAGGACAGAGAGCACUGAGCGGAAAUAGGUUAUUUAUCUCAACAUUUUAACACUCCAAGCUGGGAAUGCAACAUUUUAUGUGAUACUGUCGUGCAUUUCGUAAUGCUGAGCAGCGUGUUCUUUAUCAAGAUGUCCCUGUUGUGAAUUGUAAAUAUAUUAAGUGUGAAGCCGCCCCAAGACUGCUGUUAAUGUUUUGUACAAGACAUUUGACUUAACACACUUUGAAUAAAGAAUCUGAAGAAUUUAAAACCGUGUUUGAUAUUUCUCCCAUUUCCUAGGCCUUAAACAACAAUGUGUAUAAGAAUGUGUCGCCCUAUGGCUCCCUGAACAACAUCGUGGAUGGACUCAACUCCCUGACGGACCACUUCUCAGACCUUUCCCUUUCCUCAGAGCCCAGAAAACCCAACAAAAGACCCCCACCCAACUACCUGUGCCACCUGUGCUUCAACAAGGGCCAUUACAUCAAAGACUGCCCUCAGGUGAGACACAUUCAACACGCAUGUUACAUAACUGUGUUGUUUCACAAAGCAUCAUGAAACCACAACUGAUUACUGUACAUACAUUACAAGUUUUGCCUUGCAGUAGUCAAAUCUCUUCAGACUCUUCUGGUGACUUUUUAUUUGGUAGAUUUAAUCCAAUCAUGGCAGCAAACACCGUGCAUGCUCCAGCCAAUGCAUGUCACUCUGUCUUACUCUCUCUCUCUCCCUCUCUCUCUCUCUGCUCUGACCUACUUGUUAAACAGGCUGGCCUCUGUCUUCUGCAGUCAUGUGUGUGAGUGUGUGUAUACAUGCGCUUGUGCGCAUCUUAACUACCAAAUCAUUACAGUACAAGAAGCCAUCCGUUAAAACUACUAUAAAUAAACCUUGGUGGGUAAAGUCAAGGGUCAAAGGUGAAUGUGCAUGGGAGUCAUCAUUUUAGCUUUAUUAGCACUUCAGCGUGAUUUAAAGAAUCUAAAGCAAAGCGUCCUCUUUGAUGCAGCUGAGAGGGGUUGAAUAAUCAGAAAAGUCACAGUCACAUUCCUCCGCUUUCCUGUUUCUCAAUGAUUUAGUUUGUUGGGAUGCAGGUCCUUUGUGAGGCACCAUAAAAAAUCCAUCUUGAGGUCUACCAUGGAGGUUAGGAGCUCUAAUGUGCGACUAAUGUGGUCUCAGCUGCUGUCAUCUCCAAAAUAUAAAUCUAUCAGGGUAAGGAAAAGGAGAAUUAUGGGUUUUAAAUGAUUUCUGACACUUUACAUAAUGAAGUGUGGGCAGAAGCAGCUUUUUUUAGAAGAAGGACCUGAUUCAUGGUCUGACUUGCUGUGAGAUGUUGAUGCAGGUGUGCAAUUACCAAAUGUCGUCAUGUAAAUUAAGUCAAACUAGUCAUAAUUGAAGUAAAAAGUGAAGUUUGUGGAGUUGAGGAGUUAGAGAAGGAAUGAAGGAUGAAAUUGCUGUGGUGGAUCUGUCACUGGGGUGUUAUGUAGCUCCUUGUAAAACAAACUUCAUUGCUGGGACUGCGGCCUGGAAGUGAUCUGAUUUCAUGAGAAGAACACAAUGGUACCCUCCCUUAGAAAUAUGGAAUAUUUUGGAGUUGGGGUUUUUUCAGACUUGUGGUGGCUAAUAUUCUCCCCUCUCUCUUUCUGACUCAUUUUUUUUUAGCCUCUCCCUUUAUAUUAUUCUCUCUCCUCCCCUGGGUGAGGUGCAACAGCCUAACCCCAGCCCGAGUUUUCUCUUGCAUGGAAUGGUAAUGAGGAGCAGAUGUGAGAUUAAAAUGCUUUGACUCGCUUUAUGACAUAUGAUGACUGGUCCCUGGAGGUCUGUAAAAGACCUGUGUACUGAUGAAAUAUCUCCUGGACGGCUCUCGACUGCAACGUGUGGGAAUUAGAUCAUCUAUUGACAGCUCUGAAGGGAAUAUGGGGCCUUAGCAUAUCAUGCAAAGCAACCUUUGUCUUCAUUUUUCCUUAGGUAUAGCUGUAGUUGUUGAUUUGACCAUUGAUCAUAUGACACUGAUACUCCACGCUGAGGCAGAUUAACAUUAACUAAUACGUUAUGUAGCAUAUUUAUCUUCCAAAUCUGUAAAAAAUUCAAAUGAGUUAUUUUAAGCGUGGCCAAAAAAGUUUCAAUACAGCUUUAUUUAAGCAAACACCAUAGACAGUAGACAAUGCAGACACAAUCUUAGUUGUAGGCUUUCAAGAGUGGACCUCAAUCUCACACUCAGCCGUCUUCUGGUUUAUAUUUCAGCUGUUCGUUAAACUGCCAACAGUAACUCAAAAAGCAGCAGCGUCUCCAAGCAGCCUCCCAGCCUACACACUUCAACACCACCACAGUUAUUUAGGUCUCUCCUGGGCUUCUUUUCUCCAUAAAUUUACCUACCAUUUGAGCUACAUCACUUCUACACGAUUGCUCGGUCACCUGUCAUUGCCUGCCAGGCCAAAGAUAGUUCUGCCUAAACUUAACCAGCUGGAGACCAAAAUAACAGAUGUGACAUAGGAGUGUUUGACUUUCCUAAUAGCCAAAACUUUCCUGAACAGUAUUUUCAUAUCUCUCACUUGGUUGCAGAAAGGGGUAGUGAUGCAUUGUGCGCCUGUAGUGUUUCUGGUGUCUGCCUGCUCUGGAAUGCAUUGUAGGAUGAAUGUGUCCCGACUAACAGUUUGUCCUCUCUAGAGGUACUUUGCCAAAGAAAACAGAGGCUAUUGCUUCACAGAGAGCUUAAAAGUGUGUCAUCCUGAUCCUACAUGGAGAAUUACACUCUGAUAACAUGUACAGCCUCCCUCUGUGUUUCAUCUCGGCGUGUUUAGUCGUAGGCUGUGACUUGAAUCUUUGAAGCAAGGUCAGGGCAGCUUAGAUAAUCCUAUGAGUGGAUGUGGAAAGCAAAAUGCUGUGUAUAGCUUUUUGUGGCAACUGUUAAUGAAAAGUGGCACCAGGUGGCAAAGAGGCUGAAUACAGAAAGGCAUCACAUGAUCAACAAAAUCUAUCAGAGCUGUAGUCCCCAUUGUGCGUUAUAGAAAUACUUGAUGAAAGGGAUGAGUGUCCAGUGAGGAAGCCCACCAUAUCCCCUCAUAUAUGUUCCACUGAUAAGUUACAUAGCUCCACACAGCCUCUGAUGCCCCUCACAACCCAAACAUGAAGUUAGACAGGGAACAUAACCAGUACAUCACUGUGGUUAUCAAGUGGGGAAGUUCAAUCCAGAACCUCCCCCUCUAUGCAGGGGUGUGCCUAGCAGCAUGGCCAGAGGUGGCACUUGCCCCCCCUUAAAGGGAUACUCCGGCGUAAAAUCAGUUUAGGGUCAAACACACCGUAAGACCGAGUUAGACACCCCCUCGAGAGAUUAAUGUUGCCGACCGCUUGCUUCUCUAGUUAUACCAACUUUAGUAACAACCGCACAAUAGCAAUACACAGCGGUCUUAGGAGCCAUAAACAAACCUCAACCAAAACGCCACUCUAUAAAUAAUGCUCAGAAUAGCACCUAAUUUAAUCAACAGUACAUAUAGGGUCCUAGCCAUAGCACUGGCCACCAAACAUCUUUUUAACUUUGCCUGAUUUCUUUAGCAAAGAGACUAAACACAACUCACCUACUCUCUUCCAGCAGCUGCAUGUUUGUAGAGACCUCGGGCCAGUCCAUUAUGGACUGCAGCGGGGUGACACAGCUCAAGGAAGAACAUUUACGAUCAUAAUGAUCAUAAAUGUUCUUCCUUGAGCUGCUGGGUGCUGUUCUGAGCAUUAUUUGUGGCUAUAGAGUGGCGUUUUGGUUGAGGUUGUUUUACGGCUUCUCAGACAGCUGUUUAUCACUAUCCUGCGGUUGUUACUAAAGUUGGUAUAACUAAAAAAGCAAGCAGUCAGCAACAUUCAUCUCUUGAGGGUGUGUCUAACUCUGUGUUACAGCAUGUUUGACCCUAAAUUAAUUUUAUGCCGGAAUAUCCCUUUAAACUAUCCCGGGUGCUACUUCAGAAUCCUUAGCCACGAUUUAUGAUUUGCCUUGUCCUAAAUCACCUUUUUGUUUGGUGCUACAACAGGCUGGCAAUGGAUUCAUUUGAAUAUGUGUUGUGGUUGUUCUUAAAGUUAUAAAGUUUUAGGCGACAACUGCUCUGUACUUUAUUUUAAUAAUAGUUUUUAAAGUAAAUAGUAAAGAUGGAGAGGGUGUGCAAUCAAUUUUUGUGUCUUGGCACUGCUUAUGUCAGUGCUGUAGUUUGGCCAUCCAAACCAAAAAUGUCUUCCUGUCCCUGGCCCUGUCUCCACGCUGGCUCUCGCCCCCAAAUGUGACAUGGGAAAAGAAAGAAGAAAAAUAGAUCAAUGAGUCUGUCGGUGUUAGAAAGAGGACAGGGAAAGCAGAGCUGGAGUGAGAAGCCUGUUUGGGUUGGACCUCAUCCUCGUCGGGUUCGGCUUUGCACUCUUCCUCCUCAUACUAUUCUAAAAAUUUGAAACUAUACAUGUGGGACCUGAGUUUAAGAUUCACUCCAGCACUGGUGCUUCUUCGUCUUUUGCUCUCUUUUACUUCUGUUCACCUGCUUUAAAGGUUAAGACUCGUAAGGCUGUAACAUAUCUGAGGUGGACAAAGAUCUUCUGCAGUUUCUGUUUGUGUUGGUAAUGUGAUAAUGUUGUAAACACAGCAGAAGCUUGUGGUUGUACUAAGAGAACCGUUUUUCAGGGAACUCUGGGUAGUGGAGUGAAAGCCGCAGGGCUGGCAGCUGCUGCCCAGUGCUCCCUGUCAUGGGGACAGAGGUGUUAUGUAAACUGGCUUUUAUUCGGAAAAUGAGGUCGCUCCCCCAGUUAUGAGCAGAAUGCCCCUCACUGCCACUCUCUGGCUCCUGUCCAAGAUGUCUUCCACUUGCACUCAUGAUUUGGUUCUGUUCAGCGCACUAAUCCCUUCAACAGUUGGCGCCACUUCUGAUCAAAAUGAUGCAUUGAACGGCAUCUUCUUGCUAUGUCUCCCUGAAGAUUAACUCAUGGAAAAUGUCUUUGCAGGAAUGCAGGUUUGUGGGUAUGUGGGGGUGGUUGCUGCUGCUGCUGCUGUAGUGUGUGCGCUUGUGUGUGUGUUUUUUACAUGUGUCUCAGAGUUACUCCUGGACUCAAUGCAUUCACCAUUCUUGUGUAGUCCUUCAGCAUCAUAAUUUCCCGGGCAUGUUAUUUUAUUCUUCCAAACAAUUUCAAACACUUUGCAGCUGGUAGAGCACUUAUUCUCUUUUUAUAACUCUACAAAUACAGAAAUAUCCCACGUAACUUCCAUCACCACCCCUGCUUCCAUCCUUUCACCUCCUCUGUUAGAGUUCAAAAAUCAAGGUGUAACUUAAAGCUCCUGUGGGGAAUUAAGAGUUUGUCAAAUUGCUGCCCCCUAUGGACAAAGCAGCAAUCCCUACCUGCUGACUGUUGACAGGCAAAUGUGUCAUUUACUGUGUUAUUUAAUGUGAAAAACGCAGAAACAGGCUGUUUCUUCAGCUGUUGGCCGACACCUACCCCUUCUUACGGGUUUCUGGCAUUAAUAAGUACAACACGAAAACCGUAAAUGUUGUUGCUGAUGGUUGUGUUUGCUUUUGGAUAUCAUACAAAGGCAUAAAUAUGAAUUUCAGUCUGUUUCAUAAAAGUCAAAAAACUCCUCACAGGAUCUUUAACCCCUCUCAAUAAAAACGAUUUACCACUUUGCUGUAUCAGGACACUUAACAAUUAUAAACUGAUUUCAAUCGAUCAAAUCGUGGCUGACAUUAGUGAGUUUUUAGAGCGUUUACAGCUGUGGAGCCAUAAAGCAGAAAAUCAAGUUAAGACCCCAAAACAAACAAGAUAAAAAGUGUUAAGUGAGCCUAACAUAACAAGAGCCAGACUAGCUGUGUCCUCUUUGCUUCCAGUAUUAGAGCUAAGCUUCGCUAACCUGCUGUGUGUUCCCUGCUGGUUAGUAAAUAACACAAUUACUCUCAACUUAAAAAAGGUAAUCAAGUAAUGUUAAAAUGACACUCUAGGGGCCACUGUAGUGAUGAAAACCUCCAGUAUGAGACAUCUUCAGCAUGUCAUGUAUAUGUUUUGUAAAAUGAAUAGCAUGAAUUCAAAUGAAAAAAGUGUGUCCACUUGGCAAACAGUGAGACACGCCAAAUUAAAAACAUAUUAAGCACUCAAACAUGGAUCAUCCGGAUCUUCCCAUCUGUAAAAAGAGCAGGAAGUGCAAAAAGAAAAGAGGCAUCAGAAACACAUGGAGCUCAUUGAUCCCCGCACAGAGCCGUCUUUAUCACACCAGUAUAAUGGGCCUUUUGUUCUAAAACUUAUGGUGUCUGUUAAACUGGUGUGUCUAUAGCAUAUUUUUAUACUUGUUUUUUUCCUUUAAUCCCCCUCUACUUCUAUCUGUGGUCACAUCUGACUUGACGCAGUGUGCUGACAUGGAUUCUAAUAAGUCCUGUGAGAGGUGUAUGUCAGUACUGAAGUAUCUUUGUUUCAUUUUCAGUCAGAGUGAUGGCGUUUUUUCCUCAUUCUUUAGCCCCUCAGUCAGCCAGACUCUUGGUUCAGUCAUACCUAUGUCUCCUGUAUGAUGUAUCUGAUCUGUCUGUGAGCAUAUGCCAAUUACUGUGAUGGACCUCGCACCUCAUGUGGUGGUAGUUUCAGCAGCAGUCUGCGCUCUGUGACAAAUGGUCACCAUAAUAGUGUCAACAUAGGGACCUGUGAAGCGGGGGCUCUUCACAUGUGACGCGAAUCACACUUUAGAGUAACGUGCGACCCACCCAAAUGUGUGUUUUUCUUUUCCUUCAGUCCUGAGGAUAACACCUAAUAACUCGUCAUUACUGCCGCCCGCUUCGCCCAUUAUUACAAACAUGGAUGGUUGUUUUGCUUUUGAGUCUUUCAAAGUGCAGUAAUGUUUUUUUACAGUCAAUUUGGGAUAAUUACGCAACCACUUUGUGCAAUGCUUCCGCUUGUUUCGAAUGAGUGAUUGGAAGAGAGUAGGGAGGAUAAUAUGUCGAUUGCACAAUGCAAGUUUACAAUUUACCACGGGUUUGUUUGAUGUAAACACAGAGCUCCUCUCCUGGAAAACAAGUCCUUCAGUCCUGUGUGGGAACACCCAAUUUCCUGUGUAUUUCUAAUAUUAAGGUCUUCAUUAAAUCAAGCUGAAGUCCUUGGAUGAGCUCAGCCAUCUCAGAUCCUCAAUCCUUAGUCGUUUCUCUUGAGAUUUAAUUAUUUGGAGAAAGAAUGAUCUACUCUUUCUUGAGCUCUUCAGAUUGAUCUUCUGUAAAACGGAAAGUUCCUGUUAGCUAGAUGAAAUAUUUUAUUUUAUUCUGUACCAGUUUAUAGGAAUUUGGGGAAUGGGUUUUUCCCCUUAGGUGAGUAUUUGAAAAUGAAGGGUAGUCAACCACAUUCACAUCUGGAUGCCAAAGCACUUUCAUGGUGUUGGGGUAUUGGCUGUGUAAGUGUCCUGCUUAUAGGUACAUCUAGCUGGUCCUGGGAUUCAAACCAGCACCCCUGCCCUUUACUUUAUUUUAUCUUCUGUAAAAACCAAUUAUUUAAUCAAACAGACCAAGUCCAGUUCUAUUUUAAUGCACAGCUUCUAGCCUCAGCGUCGCCUCGCUUAUAUAAAAUAGCUUGUCUUUAAUAGAUAGUCCAGUGCUUAUUCAAGAGUUUUACAGUUUAUAUCGGCCUAACAUAGCUGCAGACGUUAGUUGUCCCUGGAGACUAAUGUUCCUGGGAGGAGAAAGAACAUAGAUCCUACAUCUGUCCUUUAGCUUUUCCAAUCUCUAUUUAACCGCCUCCUGCUCUUCACUGCGAGAUAUCUGCAGGGAAAUCAUGUAUUUACAUUCUCCUCCGCCUCAGCCAGCUGUUUUCCCUCUUCUUGUCUUUGUUACAAUCUCUCGGUCUUUAUGCAUCCUGCAGUUUGUUAACCCUGUCGAUAAACAAUCUUUCAACACCGCAGUCACACUUCAACAUUUGUCCACAGAGACUGCUUCGCAUUUUACCCUCACUAUCUCUGCACUGCGAGGCUGGGGCUGACACGGCUGUAGUCGGAUGUGUUGUUGCCACUGAGUCAGUCUGACUCAAACACAGCGAGGACACAGUGAAGGUACAGUUCGGAGGGCAGACAAGCAGAGAGACAGCGAGCCGGAGAAAGGGGACUAAGGGCACUUCCUCUGAAAGGAAAUCAAAGUUAAAAGAAUGAUAAAAGCGCGGUUUCCUGCCAGCUGGUUUGUGUUCUGUAUAGAAAUCCCUGUCUUCCUCUCAGAUUUUUGCUGAGACAACAAUCACUCCGCUUCCUGUUUUGGUAACCAUGACACCUCCAACCCCAUCUCUGGGAGACGGGAACUGUUGAAACAUCUAGUCAGGUAAACUUACAGCUGGUUCAACACUGCCAUAUAGUAAGCUCAUCUGUGUAAAAAAACAAUAUAUUUCCCUUUGGUGAAACUUAGCUGACUCUGAAUCCUUCAGUAAUCUCAUUUUGGGUGGAUUUUUCAUUAUUUGGUUUCAUCACCAUCAAACUGAAGACAUGUUGUUUAUCUUAUAGUGACGAUUCUUUUCGUCUGAGGUGGAGAGUUUCUUAUGUAAAUCUUUUUCCCAGCACACUGCUGUGAAACAAAGGCUGGAGUUAAUAACAGCAAAUAAACAAUAAUGUGUUUUGGGCAGUUGCUCGUCACAUUGCUUUAUGUAAGCUUGUCUCAGCAGAGCGGGAGAAAACCAGGUCAAGUCUUGUUUUAGAAUCGAGUCUUCUUUUGCUUCAAUCAUUUACAUUUUUUGUGCUUUUAAGUACCUUAAGUUAAAAAAAAUACCUUUAAAAUGUGACAUUUAAGUAUAUGGGUGAUAGGAUCAUCUUCAAGGAGAAGCGCUGCAGUUACAGUUGUAGCACUUUGCCUUGUUUUCUUAACUCAAUGUCAGUGUUAUGGGGGUCAGCAGACACACACUGAGGCCUCAGGGACAGGAUGGUUCUUCUUUCGCUGAGGGAGGCGGGAGGGAUCACGGGGUCAAAGGUCAGAUUUUCACAAUAGCAUGAUGUCGUGUUAGCUCACCCACACCGAGGAGUGUUGUAACUCGUACUAAAUGCUAAUGUUGUGUCAUGUUACCUUCAUGCUGACGUAUCUUUAAUUAAAUAUGAUCAGACCUACAUUGAUGACACCCUACACAGCAGGGGGUAUAUACUGUUCAUUUAUCAUUAAUCCUUUAUAAAUCGUCCCAAACUUGAGAAUUUGCCACACUUGCUGGUCUCACAUCAUAACUUUUUGACUGUUGUUAAGGUCACGAUAAUACAUUUUGAAGAUUUGAUGGUUUCAACUUGGAAUUGAAGAAAAUGUGUUGGGCUCUGUAAGCUUCUGUCUGAUUUUUCACAGAUUUAUAACUAUUUAAUUAUCCGGUCAGCAGAUUGAUAUUAACAAUAAAUUUCAGGUCAAGGUCCAGCUGUGAAGGUCCCUUUAAGUCUUGUAUUCUUUGAUGUAUUUAACAUUGUUAAAAUUAUAAAUACUAAAAGCCAAUUGGAGCUCAAUUAUAUGAACACGGCAUUAGAUAUUAACAGACUUGGAAGGCACCUGACAUCAAGAGUGUGUUACGAUACGAUAAGAUUCAAUAUGACACGAUAUAAUACCAUACAACACGACACGGUACAAUACGUAAAGAUUCAAUAUGAUACCAUAUAAUACAAUAUGAUACCACAUGAUACACGAUAAGAUUCUAUACGACACGAUACAAUAUGAUAAGAUUCAAUCUGAUACGAUACGAAACGAUACGUUACGACACGAUACAAUACAAGAGAUUCAAUAUGAUACGAUAUGAUAUGAGAUGAUAGGACACAAUACAAUACGAUAAGAUUCAGUAUGAUGCAAUAUAAUAUGAUACGAUACAACAUGAUACAAUGCAGAGAUUCAGUACGAUACGAUACGAUACGAUAAGAUUCAAAAUGAUACAAUAUGAUACGACACGAUACAAUACGAUAAAAUUCAAUAUGAUACAAUACGAUACGGUAUGAAACGAUACAAUAUGAAACGAUACGAUAUGAUUUGACACGAUACAAAAAGAUAAGAUUCAAUAUGAUACGAUACAUCGUGUUAUGGUAUGAUGAAGUAUGUUAUGAUAUGAUAAAGCAUAAUAAAAUGUAAUGCCGUUUGGUGCAGUAGGGUAUGAUACUGUUAUACUUCAAAGAGUAGCUUGGUAUUCUUUGGUAUAAUACUGUACUGUUUGAUACAGUAUAGUACUAAACAGUAUGAAACAGUGCUAAGAUACAAUAGAAUACGAUAUUCUCAUUCUUGACUCAUGUGGACGACAGAGAUUCUUCCGUGAGACAGACUGACGGAGAGGACGGACAGACAGACAGAGACACUGUGAAGCUGCGAGUGCUGGCACACAGGACUGGGUUUGGUGUCAAGAGAUCAGGGACCGACACUGCUGGCUUUGUGUCUUGCUUGAAUGGGCACCUUAGGGAGAGAUUGUGGUUGUGAAUGGGCACCAUUGGGGAAAGCCCAAGUGGUGGGAAUGGAGGCUGGUAAUUAAGGCAGUCAUUGUAUGUCUGUAGGAUCUGUCGGACAGGGAGGUCAGGAAGGCAGGCCCCGUAUUGUUCCCUCAGCAGGGCCCUCACUGCAUCACAGUGGUGCGUCAGACUCAAGUAUGUUUGGACAGAGCCUUGGAUCUUACAGAGAAAAAAAGAAUUACAACAACAAACCACACAGGCAGUCCUAUACAGCCUGCUUGUCUAUAAGUCAACAUAUAGACUAUAGGGGCCUCCUCUGCGGUUUUGAUUUUGUAGCGGUUUUCUCUCCCCUUUUAUUUUGAAGGGACUUAAAAUCCUGAUCCGACAGACUAUCCAGAAUCCAGAGCCCUCUGAGGGAUCAGUUCUGUGUAAGCCAUAGAUUAGGACACAGUUGAGGCUAAUUUGUUAAGUUUUAUUUCUCUGCACUUGUGUAAAUAAACUAAAUAAGAAAGAAACAGUAGCGAAAGCAUUGUGGUGAAAAGGGGAAAAACUGCCCACAGAGGAGUUACUCAUUUCCUCUUUGAACUAACACAGAAGUUCAACAUGUUUGAAAAAUGUUCCGCAGAGUUUUAUUUUUCAACCUCAGGCUGAAUAAAUUCUGUGAAUAUAUUCAAGAACGGGGCAUAAAUGUCCCGCAUAGUCUGAAUGGACCAUCGGCAGAACAGUGUAGCUGCAUUAAUUUGCCUUUGUAAUCAGAGCACACUGUGAAAAAAUCUCACCUUGUGUUUCGUAAACAAACAUGAUACAUACUCACUUACUUUCCACACACACACACGCACGCACACACACACACGCACACACACACAUAUUAUAAAGUAUAUUCAAGUCAUUUUCAUCCCAUGAGGGGACUCCUGGAUAUUUGACUUAAAUCGAGAGUGUCUAGUUGGAUGAUUAUGAAACUGGGAAUUACUGACAUUACAUCUCAAAAUAGGAGAUAAAUCUGUGUUAUGAUACAUGUCUUUAGAGAUAAAUGUAUGCAGUAUAUUUGAACAAUGUUAAUGCCACUAGAGGAGACAACUGCACUUGAGUGGGAGGGGGUACACCUGGAGGGAUUAGAUUUCUUCUGAAUCUGCAGUUAAUAUAAUAUUGCAGGAUAACUCAUAGGGAUAACUUUAACUUUAAUGUAAUGCUAAUAAAUUUGUUAUGUUUGCAAAAUUCUGUGGGAUUUACAGGCCUUUUUGCAGACUGAGCCAUCCAACUCUCUUCCACUGAAUUUAUGAUAUUUCUAAAUACCCCAAAGAAAAAUCAAUGGGACUUUGAUAAUGCCAUUGUUGUCAAUAUGAAGAUUUAUUUGCUCAUUCAAUAUUUCUUACUUCCUGGAAAUAUAUUGUAAAAAAAUUGAGAAAUGAGACUUUUUGAUGAUAGAAAACAACUUGAAACUUGUUCUCUUAUCGGAGUUACUGUAUCUAAAGCUAUAGGCCUGCAGUGUUUGAUACAGAAGUGAUAUCAUUCAUAUAAAUAAGAAGCCACCCUUAACCACCAAGAGUUUAAUAUGACUUAUAUUGACAUAAUUUGAACUUUAGCAUUGUAGGUAUUUCAGCUCAUGAGCUAUAUGGACUAUGUUUGUGGAAGAAAUCACAUACUUUACAGUUUUGUUUACUCACUUCUUUACGGCUACAAUUUGUUCCCUCUAACUCCAGCUUAAUUUUAGGUCUUUUCACAAAACGUAUGCGGGCACUUUGGUAAAUGUUGACUCGAAAAUAGAUUUUGGUGUCUGACCCUUUACUUACUGAAAAAAAAAAAUAACCUGCAUUUCACUUCAGCUCCUUUUUUUUCCUGUUCCUCCUCUCUGACUGUACACACUGCCCUGUAGUAUGUCGGGAAGUUUCUGGCAGGGAUGAGGGUGAGGGGGAGGUGCGCCAUGGGAAUGUUUUCACAGGCUGACCCCCUGAUCUUCCUUCCAGUUGCAGCAAAAAGGCUCUGAAGGCCCCUGCGUCUGUCUCUGCUCUAACACUCACUCAAUCAGGUUAGCAAAGAGCGAGAGAGGAGCCGGGGCUGUAAACAGAUAAGGCUUAUCAUCAGGGAUGCUGGAGACACGCAGUAUGAGACUGCUCCGCUCUUUUAUAGUGUCACAGCAGACUGACGACCACUUUCAAAAACAGAUGUGGCUCCUACCUGUCAACAUAUUUUAUUUUUGUGCAGUUAUACAAAGAAAGGGCCUUUAUAGCAAGAGAAUUUAGCAUCCAUAUAGGGCCAUAGGUCAGAUAUAGCAUCCACACUGAGAUUAGCAACACACGUGCACAGUAUAUCCGGCAGGGAGACCAACAGAAAUAUACGGAGACACUCACAAAUACAUCCGCCCACAGACACACAUACACACAGGCAUCACAUUCAAACAUAGACAGCGGUAGUAUGAUCUUCCUACAGCAGAUGACAAGAUGUUUUGUGCACCUCUGUAUGCCCCAGUCUGACACCCAACCUGCUCUUGUCAUUCAUGAGCCGGGUAACCCAACGCGGCUGUGCAGCUGCACAACUUUUCAGGCUUAGUGGGACCGUGGCUAAGUCCAGGGCUAGAGGAGGGCAGGGGGGGAAUUCACACCCACAGCCUCACUUAGCAUUAGCCCUUAACGCCCUGUAAAUAUGGUAAGUGUAGGACUAUGGUAAACUUAUCCCACGCCUCUGAAAAGCCGGUGAUUUCAUGGAAAGAGCUCAACCAGGUCAGAUUCCAAGGCCCAGUUGGCCUGCGCUCGUGUUUUCUAUGAAUGAAGCAUGAUGAGCAGGAACGGUUUUCUGUCAAAAACAUCAGCUUUUUAAAAAAGAGGUUGUUUUUGGUAUGAAGGAAAAACACCCACACGCUCGACUCCCAGGGGUUUCCAUCAGCCAUCCCAGAACAUGACACUGAGAUCCGUGAACGAUUAAGGAAGCCGGGUUGUGGAAAUCUAGGAAUCUGGGAAUUGGGUUUUGGCACAGGGAGCCCUGGCAUGGUGAUAUCCCUCUGCAGCUGUCUCGGACACGAAUGACGUGGGUCUGUUACCGAGGAGAAAAUCUCUGACAGACACACAUGACCGUGGACACACAUUCACACAGGCUAACAUGGCAUAUCCAUACCACCUGCAUGACUUAUAUACGCUUGUUAAAAUGAGCUCAGGCAAUAAAACUUAACACUGAACUUUAUAUUAAAAUAGUAAACAAAUAUCAUCUCGUAUUUUGGUGGGAAAAUCAUGCAUGAGUACAAUUAAUCAUAACACUAAAAUCAGCUGCUUACAACAACUCAUAACAUAAGACCUCCACCUCCGGUUUAUCAAAACAACCAGAAAUUGCAGGUCACUGAAUUUUCAUUUGUAAGCAAUAACAUCAUUAAAGAUGACUUAGCUGAGAUUAAUUUUAAUCUAAAUAAACAGAUAAGCAUAUUGUAACGUCGACUUUUCCAUUUCUUUUUUAGUAUUUGAGUGCCGCAUUGUUUUUACAGCAAUUUUGAUCCUCCUACUCAGCAAGGAAUCCGACUGAAAAUCUGUUUUUGAAGUCAGAAAUGUAGAAUGGAUGUUUAUGGGUUGAAGGAAAACAGCUUAUCUUGUGCAACUUACCAAAAAAACCUUCUCUAGGGGUAUGUCUGAGGUUUUUAGGGAAGUUUGCGAUCUUGUGUUUACAGUCAUGCUUGGAUUAUUUGUUCUUUGCUUUAUUUUAAGUCUACCAAUUCAACCAGAAAUGAAACGAACAGUUUUAUGAUGCAGUGCACUCUUCAACAGUUUCGCAGUGGGCAUUCAUGACAUGUAAAAGCCCCAAAUACCUGUUUUGAUACUUUUUGGCAGAGCGUCUCCACUUAUCAACCUGACUGACAGCUGUGGGUUGUUUUAUCUUUGAAACAGCUGCCUUGAUUUACCUUUUCCCUGUGUGAUAUCUCAGCAUGUCAAAGAACAGACUAAACAGAAGUGAUACGUCCAGAACAGUUUGAGGACUUUGAUAGAGAAAUUGUCAAAUCUUGGACUGUUGUAGGGUCAAAAAUACACAAUAUGUGUGUGUAUGUGUGAGUGUGUUUGCCGUAGCACAGUAUCAGUCUUAUCCAGAAGAAACACACACGUACAGUACAAAGACACACAGAGCACUUCUGCUGCCAGCAGAGGCCAUUUCCUAGAAUGAACUAUUUUGGCGUCACCAUGGAGCUGGAAAUGGACUUGUGGUUAUUUUUUAAAACAGUUGGAGUGGUUGUCCUCUUGAAAUCUUCCCCUCUGUAUCACAGUGAGAUAACAAACCCAUUUAUAAAGACAUGUAACCUCAGAGGUUGGGUCCAGAAACCCACAAGGGAAAAAUACAUCACUGCUGCUCACUUGAAAUAUUUACCUUGGGGUCAUUUAAAUGCAUUUCUCUGCAUCCGAAAAAGUCUGCGCUGGUGAUUUGUGUUGGGUUUGACAUCCUCUUGGGUUGCCUGUUUGCCAGCUUGAUUAUAUACUAGAAUUGUUAUGGUUUCUUUCCACAUAACACAUUUUUAUCUCUCUGUCCCCGUCCACAAAGUACACUAGAGCAAGGUUAAAUGCAGAAAAAGACUUCAUGACAGCACAAAUGCCUCCUGAGCAUAUUUAGAUCUGGAAACAACUGGGAUGUGCUAGUAAACUGCUUUUUAUAGUGUAAUGAAAUGUCAAGCACAUCUGAAUAGCUUAAGUAAAGAGGUUCCUUAAUAUGAGACCUUUUUAAGAAUAGCACCCUGACCCACAUGGGUGCAGGUUCAGACAACUGGGCGACUGACCUGCGAUGGAAAAUUUAGAAGACAAGUCAUAUUGAGUAAUAAGGUGACAUAUCUUUGUCAGUGAGUCUAUUUUAACAGCGCAUUAAUACAUUCCCAAACUAAAGAUAAACAGUUUACAUGUCAGUGUGUGUUUUUUAAGUGGUAUAUUUAUCUGUGCAAGAGCAUAUUCUGCAGGUGUUCAGAAUAAAAGAUUACCAGUCCAUCCUUGAAAGUAGCGCUGAUAUACAAGCUGUCUGCUUGUCACCACACUUAGAAUAAAUGAGGUGACUGAUACAUUUAAAGAUAAUCAAAUAUAUCUGGGAAUUAAAGGUGCAGUCAGUCUGUGGUUUAUAACAGCAUUUAGCAGAACAGACUUAGUAGAAACAGAAUAAACUCAUUUUAUUUCUCAUUUCUAUACACUCUACCUUAAAUAAGAUUUUUUUUGGUCAGCCUAUGUGGCUAAAGACAACUUGAUAUCGCACAAUCCCGCUGUCCGUAUCCGCCACGAAAUUGGCCUCGCAAACGGAUCCGGUAGGAAUUGGCGUACAGCUAAAAUCACUGUAUUCGCCGCCGUUCCGGAUGCGAGCCGUUCCGGAUGCAGUGGAAAUCCUGGGUUAUGGUCAGAAGAUAUUCAAGCAUGCAAAAGACAUGAUAAGAAAAAACUGCUUUAUCCACAGGGGGCACCAAAACUGUCAAAGUGCCCCAUAGUAGCUUUGAGAACCAUGGCCUCUGUUUAUGGGGCACACAACUUAACCGCUGGACCAAACUGGUGUCCAAGGGUGAGAUUUUUAAUGAGAAAAUACUACAAACACAACAAGAUUAGUCUUGAUCCACGGCUUUGUCUGCAUUGGCUCCUAAAUUUGGGGCUUUUAAAGAGAAUGAAAUCGUGAAUGUGCAGAGGUUUCCUGCACAAUCUUGAGCUAUUUUGUCCAUUAUAAAUAUUAGUGAGAGGGAUCCCUGAUGGAGACGUACAGUGUUAGAGAUAUGAACAAAUAUCUGCAGCUCAUGAUAGUAUUAAGAUAUUUUAAAGCUCCUCUGAGGGAUUUUUGGUUUCUGUUGAUCUUGGCACUCCCAAAGCUGUACAUCUUAUCUAUUUGGUGAUAUUGCUCCGUGCAUGCAAAAGUAGAGUUUUCAGCUGUCUUUAAAUAAUCAAAAAUAAAACUUCCCUUGAAUCUUUGCUGCUAAAAAUGUAAACAUACUGUUCUGAACUGCCUUGUCUGACAUCUACCCUGUGGUUUUGGUUUGAGGCGUUGAAAAUGGUGCUAUAGAAAUACACAUCCUUCUUCCUGAUGGCUUUGUUUGCUGUUUUGGGUCAUUAAAAAGCAUCAAUGUUAAUUUUAUUCUGUUUCGUGCUAACCUAAAAUCUCCUCACAGGAGCUUUAAAUAUGCUGUAAGAGAGUAGAUGUGGAGCUGGGAAGCAUUUGAAACAUAGAUCUCCAAUGAAUGUCUAUAUUUCUCCACAGCAGCUCAUGUCAUAAUGUCCGAAGUGCAUGUAGCAGGUUAAAGCCAUCGCUACAAAACCCUGAGGUUCUUUGUGGUUUGUGUUUACAAGCAACAUUUAGUUUGCUCAAGUUUGAGGUUCAGUGCUUAAAAGCUUCAAGAACCACAUUUCUGAGGCUCCAGCUGUACUGAAAGAGACCCGACCACAUGAUUAAUAGAUAUACAGUUACUGAAACACUAUUAUGAAAAGUUCAGGAAAUAUUUUCUUGUCAUGUCUGAGAAAAGGAUAAGGCAAGAUUGACGCUUUGAUCUUUUUUGAUGUUUCACAGAGUAGAACCAGUUCUCAGGUUGAAACCACAUCCAGGUUCCUGCCUCCCUCUCCCCUCCUUGGCGCAGCCGAGGCUAGCACGCUAACUGAAACCACAUUAAAGUAAUUAGGAGCCUUAUCAGAAAUGCUACGGUUAAUGAGCAAACCAAACAAAAACUCCAAAAAGACUUAAAGCUAACAUGGUGGACUGAACCCUAUCCGCUCUAUCUGUAAAUCCAUCUCUUUCUGAACUGCGGCCAAACCAAACACAGAUCCUAAGAUGAGGACAACACAAGUGCAGACAAAGAUAUGCUGCACUGACACACUCGUGCACGCUCACACGCAACACACACAGGUUUUUCCGGGGCCUGGUUUGGUGUUCUUGUGUUGCUCUCUCUGACUGAUGUCCUAGGGGAUGCAGGGAGGCGGAGCGGGGCCUGAGCUCCUCCGCUGCUCCUUUUGUUUACACUGAUGGUUUCCAGAUGCUAGCUAGUGAUCGGAGCGCUUCGGAACGCUGGGGAGCAGCCCAGCAGUUUGGGGCUUGAGCCAGCUCGCCAGGAUUAAGGCAGCUUCAUCUGGGAUACUUAAGAAAAAAAAAUAUGACUUUGUAAUAACUCUGCAGCUAUUUCCAACCACUUUACAAGAGCUGAUCGUAGAUAUUUGAGUGUCACAAGAAUUUUUCCCAUUAAUUUGGGUGACACGUGCAAUGCUCAAUAACAUCUAGGUCACUCAGUUUGAGUAUUCGUCACAGAGUUUAGGCUGUGAUUGAAUGCAUCUGACUAUAAUCAGCAUAUUUGUUUAACUCAGUGAUUUGAUUGUAUGUUUCUUGAAACAGGCUCCAUACUUUGGCAGCUUGUCCAUGAUUUUCUGCACAGCCCCGACGUCGGAGGGAUAUUGUUUUUUUGUAAACAGAGGCGCAUUGUGCUCGAUUGGGGGCAAAUUUAUCACUUAAACAGCCCACCUGUUCCCCUCGUCACUUUCAGCCUCAGCCACUUUUCUUUACAAGCAUUAGAAGGAGACAGCUGCACCCGCAAAGGAGCCGUCCAGAGAGAGGGAGGGGAGAGGAGAGGUGAGAAAGAUGGCAGCGGGAAAAAAAGGGAGACACAGCAAACAGUGGCUGUAUUUAGAGCUUGUAGAGCAUGGUGGGAUUGAUAAAUAGUUUCCCCCAUAAUGCACCUGGCUGAGGUUCUGGCACGGGGUUGGAGCUGUUUAGUCCAGCAGCGGAAACAGCCAAUAAAAAAAUGCUUGUUCUGUGUGCUGUGACACACAGCUGAGGUGGUGACAGUGUCAUUCUUGUGAGAGACUUGAAGCAGUGGCCAUCUGCACGGCCUCACUUGGCCCUCAGUUCUGACUCACAGGCUGAUUUAAAUCUUUAUUCUUUAGCUGCUGUGAUGUCAGAAAACAAAAGUGUUGAGAGUUAGGGGCUAAUGAUUUGACAAAGAUGCACAACCUCUCCUGAAUGAGCCGAUUUGUUCCCCUCAUUUUUUUUUCUAGAUUGUAACAUAAUGGGACGUGUGAAAGCCAGUUUUUUUCUCUGCAUAUUUCUCAUCUCCUCAAAACUGUUUGCCUUGAUGUGGUCUAUCCAAACCAAACUGCGCACCAAGAAUAAUUGUGCAAGAAUUAUUUGCCCCAUAUGACCAGGAACGUUCCUUCUGGUGUGGUCUGCAAAACAUCCUUAGGCUAUUUCUUUGACAGUGAGUUUCUCAGAGCUGAAUGGGAGUCUUGUGCUUUGACUCACUGACCUGUCUGGGUCUCAUGUAGGUCUGUGGUGAGGUGAUGGGAAAAUCAAAUUGUGUGGAAGAUUCUCAGGUUAUCAGAAAAUACAUCAACAUUGUAGUUUUAUCUGUGAAUCACAUUUACGCUGUCAGGAACCUUGACUCAGACUUUGCUGUUUCUUUAAGGUAAUAACAGGCUGUUCAGGAGCUGACGUGUAUCUGAUGUGUUGCAUAAAUUUAAUGCUUGCAAGCUACUGCUGUAUAUGGAAGUGCAAAUUCAGGGCAAAAGGGUUUUUUUGGGGCCAAAUAUGAAAAUAAUUCUUCAAUAUGGGAGCAUUACCAUGUCCUUAAGACAGAUCAGCAAUAUUUAUCAAGUGUUAUAGGCAGUGAGCAUAAUUCCUUUUACAGCUAUGAUUUAUAAUGCUCUAUAUCUUAAUACAAAGGAGAAAAAACAGCUUUUAAAUGGGUUUAAAUGACAGAUUAUAACUCUCAAAACUUCACCUGGUUAUAAUGGAUCAUAUAUAAUUAUUUCUAUGUGUCAUUAAAAAAUGUUAUAAUUUCUUUAACUUUUUAAUAAAAAAAUGCCAUGUAAAUACUUACAACCUGCUAAAGCGUAUUAGAUUAAUUUCCACUUAAAAUUACAAUUUUUACAACUGGUGCGUUCUAUUUUUUUAAAGGUAGUGUAGGGAGUUUUUAAGGGGUUGGUGAACAGACUGAAUCUGAAGCUGAGGGCUGAAAAUUUCACGUGUUUCAACUGUUUUAUACUUUUAAUGUCAUAUAAUCACGGUGUGUGAUACGUAUCACUGUCAGGAGACUAAAGGAUGAGGUUUUUGUCUGGAAACUAGACUGUGUAUUCUAUGGACAACUUGGUUCCGCCUUCCGUCAGUAUAAGGAUUUGAAGCCAAAAAGCUCUCGGUAAUUCCACGUUUUCUCUCCAUUUCCUGAAACCAACAUUGCGCAGUAGCGUUGUAUGCAUUCGGCGGGAGAGUCGCCGUGAGUCGCUGUGAUGACGCUCAGCUCAGACAGAGUAUCCCCCGGAUGAGCUACACAGUCUUCAUACACCCACAGGCUGUAUCAGGUGUCAAUCAUAGAAAACAUGAACCCCCUCAUAACUUUUAAAAAUUGAGCUGCACAGAAAAAAGAGAACUUGAGCACAAACCAUUUAUGUUCUGUGUGAUAAAUUUCUAAAGUUUGUCCACAGCCCCAUAAGCUUUGCUGGCAGAGGCGGGAUUUAUGACCUAUACUGUAGCCCGUCACCAGAGGGUGCUGUUCUUGGAGUGGCUUCACCCAGCGAGGAGGCAGACAGCGUCCAUUCUAUAGACAAUCUAUGGUCUGUAAACAUUACUGUCGCAUGUACAGGACAUGAAAUAAGAGGCAUCACUAUGUCCACAGGGGGCGCCAAAACCAACACAAACCAAAAGGACCUAACAGCAGCUCUAAAAUCUGUAUUUCUUCAUAUAUUACAAAGGGAAAUUUUGAGGCUGUAAGGUCUGAUUGGCCCACUGGAUGUGAGUGGAAAAACCUCCACUGUUAACAAUACUGUAUUCAAGCAAAUAAACGAACAAAGUAAUAGAUUUAUUUCACUUGGCUUUGUACAGAACCCUUUGUUUUUCUUCUUUCUUUCUCUCCCAUAAGUCACACAAACCAUCACUUCUCAUUUUAAAUGUUUGGUUUCAUUUGAAGAAAUUUCAAACAUUUAAAGAUUCGGCAUUAUUCACAUGUAGCUGAGCUGAAUCCGCCAACAAAGAGCCUGCUCCUCAAAUCCAGCCCUGUAAAGUGUUUGCGUACAAUUACUACUGACCAUUUUCCGAAACCUCAGUGUUGUUAUACCCACUUAAUCCUUCGCUUUUCCCAGUAGAACCGGACAAACCGCUGAAUGGCAUGUUGAAUUUGCAUAAAAACCUAAGCUUUACAGCGCUGUCUCCUCUUGUUUGCUGUAUACUGUGUGAAUAUGCGGAUUCCUCAUCGAGUGUAAGUUCAUGUCUCCUCUGAUCUGUCAGAAAGUAUCAAAUCAGGAUCCUCAACCUUGAGAGUAUAGAGUGGCUCCUCUUUGGUUUGGCUAGGAGUGGGCGUCUAAUAUUAAACCAAGGCUAACCUCUGCUGUAGCUGGAGACAGAGGAUUAAGGGUUCAGGGUUUUGGGCGAGUGUAUUCAGUCUGGUGUCUGUCCACUGCUCAUUACUCUUUGCCUGGAAUGUGAGAUCAACACAAACACAAGAUCACCUUUAGGCCUCAGACAGUCUGUGGUCUGGGCUGCGUCUUUCUUCCUAGUGGUCAGUAAUAGACAACUUUGUGUGAUAUAAACCGAGGCUGAAUUAUGAGCAGGUUUUGUGGCAGAAUCAAAAACCCAAACUGCACUUUUAGAGUCAGAUGUCUGGCCUGCAUUCCUUACAGUCAAUUUCACGGUAUUAACUCAAUUACCCUGACAUUUAAAGGCAUCACAGUGGGUGUCGUCUAGACUGGAAUCCCUUAAACAACUCUUCAUCUACCUGUAACGGUGUGCAUGCUUCAAAUUCCUAAUAUCAGUCUGUUUGUUCAACAUAUGUGUCUUUAAAUUCAACCCCCCAGAGAAUCACAUUCCUGCACAUGAUAAUAAGUCCAGUCCACUGUAGUGAAGGCGGGAGCUGCAGCGGUUAGUUAACGCUUUUUUACCCACCCACCCCCCACUCCACCUUUCUCUCUCUCUUUCUGUUUCUGAAAUGUAUGGCCCUAAUUGAAAGCAGAGCAGUGAUUUUACGACGGCUCUCAGUGUUUCUGGUGUUCUGCCCCUAUGGAGGCCAUCUGCUUUGGAUUUAGAUUUCCUCCUCCUCUCUCUCUCUUUCUCGUUUUCUGUCUUUUUCUCCCUCCACCUUCCUGAGAGGGGGCUGAUUGGAGGGUCUCUCAGCAGUUAGGUCAGGCGACUGUAGGGCUUGCGGUAUUUGUUCACUUUUCUUUUUCUACUCAUGUGUGGAUGUUGGAGUCUGACUCUUGAGCAGCAGGUUUUUUAGACCCCCUUUGUUGAAUAAAUUCCUUGAAGAUCAGGAGGCUGUUUCUUAUUACUCUUUCUCCCUCUCUCUCCUAAUGAGCUCUCUCCUCUUCCUGCUCAUCUUGUCCUCUUGUAAUGUUUUCAGGACCUUAUUUCAUCUCACUGCCUCCAGCUCAGCACUGUUUGUUCUUUCUAAUGCGUCUUACGAGUUCAUCAAUCCUGUGCUGAAAUUUUGAGUGGGAGCAGUGCAGGAAACCGUGCACCGAGAAUUUCCAGUUGUGUCUCAGGAGUGUAUGAAAACCUCUGGAUGUGGAAUUUGUUGAGAGUGUGCGCCUGUGUCCACACGUGUGUGCGUUUGUAUCUGGGUGUUAAAGGGGACCUGAGGGACGGGAGAGCGAGGCAUUGUGUGUGGCCGUACCCUAUGUCGAGAUUGCAUCAAUGAGUAUGUGUGUGUGUCACGUGCGUGUGUGUGUAUACACGCUUCAUUUAGCAGUUCACUGACCUGCAGUGUGUGUGAUAUGAUGUGUCCCUGCUGUGAUCUGGACCAAACAAGGAUGUGGUCAACUAGAUGCGGUUGUAAAGCUACACUAUGUCCUGUAUGGUCUCCCGCACUGACCCUUAUUCUAACAACACACAAGGCUCUAGCCUCGGAAACGUAAACAAACAAAGAUUUAGCACAGUCCGCUAACAUCAAAGUGAUACGACAAACACGGUUUGCCUUCUGCAGGCAUGAACUCCAUCAACCGAUUCUGCGUUUUAAAUCUUUCUUUCCACUUGACGCACAUCCAGAAUGCUCUAAAUGGCUCAGAUAUGGCAAUUAAGCCUGGUCUUGGAUGAUUUUAUUUGUAGAGAGCGAAGGAAAACAAAACACAUCCUCCCAUGCAGCUUCAUCUCCAGGGUGUUAUGUGCCGGGAUGACGCAGUUCCAUUAAAUUAGUCAUUCUACCAUGUGUAUUGUGAACGGUUUGUGCAUGUCGCUUCAGAGGCAGCAAAGCGUGGUUAUUUUCCUGGAAAUCAGGCCUAACUAAAACAUUUACUCAGUGUUUCUAGUGUUUACAGCUGAGCGUUUUGAUUCCUAAUCCACAGCAGCAGUGUCAAUGAAAAAGACAAGCCCGGUCUGUAUGUUUGUGCGUAGGUGCAGAAACCCAAAGCUUCCUGCAUUAGCCGGAGUCGUCUUUCCCAGCGUCCCGCCUCCGCUGGCAGCAGUGGCACAACAGUCCAGAUGUUAUUGUGACAUUGGUUCCCACGUGUUUGGGGGUCCAGCGGAAUGCGCAAUACCAACUGUGGUACUAAAGUUUAUGACUACAGAAACAAAAAAUUUACUUUUUAUCCGAGACCUCCAUGAGAGGCAGAGUGUUGCAACGGCGUGACCACAAUGUGAGCACAGAAAUCACAUUUAUCACCAGAAAUGUCCAAAUAAGUUUUGGAUUACUCUGCAGUUGAGCAACUUAAAGUGGGGGGCAUUUUGUGGAAAGGUGAGCUGAUGAUAAACAUGUUAAAUUGUGUAAUUCAGUACAAAUUCACUCCUGCUGAUUUAACUCAAUUCAUAUAUCAACUGCAACCAGAGCUACAAGUUGUUUAAUGCUAAAUUUUUUAUUUAUAUCAGUCAAAACUUUUUAUGACUCAAGGUGGCACAUUCCUUUUUUCUUUUUUAUCUGCUUUUUUAAUCAAUAUUUUAUCUAGACUAUAUUUGACACACACUUUUCAAGUCUUAUUGAAGAGCAAAUAAUGUAUAUUUUUAAGAAACAGACGUGGUAGGUUCUUGUUUUUACACCUUUCAGAUAAAAUAAUGAUUUUAAUGACUGAAAAUUAAUUUGUGCCAUUUAAUUAAAAUAAAAACGUACUACGUGUGUGUAUCAAACACUUAUGGCAUCAACUGAUCCCCAUAAAAAUGUUGCGUAUUGGAUAGAUGACAGAACAGGGCAUACCUUCAGCUAUAUUUUAGUAGCACACUCAACAACAACCUAAAGCUCUUGUGAGGAGUUUAUGGUUAUGAAACAGACUAAGUACAUCUAUAAUGUAAUUUUUAUUACCUGUAACUGCUGUGAGGGUGGUAGGUACACUGAAGAAACAGCCUUCAUUAUUUUCCUCUGCAAAUAUCAUGUAGAGUGAUGAAUUAGUCUGCAAAGACAACGGAGACAGUUUUUUUGUCAACUAAUAACACUUUAACAAGGAAACGACAAAACCAGCAACGAUAAAAGGGUUUCCACUUUGCCCACAGGGGGUGCUAAAGUCGACACAGACAGAAAAGCUUCAUGUGCUCAGUCAUCAGUCAUCAUGUUCUCGCUGUCUUUAGAAAUUACACGCCGUAUUCCACGGCUGCGUAACAGUUAUUGAAUGACCUGACUUCUUUGGUAACUGUUACGUUAAAACUAAAGUCAUAACUCUGCCUCAGUGGUUGAAUAACUUUGGCUAUUUUUGAGUCACUUAGUUCCAGAUAAUCAUUGAGUUGCUGCAACUUUUUUUUUUACUGGCGCUGUAGAUGUGACUCUGUUGUGAAAGAAUAUAACUCUAAUUUUCAGACUAAAAUGGACUAACUUUUUUACCUUUAGGUCUACAUUUAGUCCCUUAAAAACAACUAACUUACUGUUAGGUUAACACGGCAGUUACUUCUUACACUAAAGUCAAUAGACAAUCUAUUCAGUAUGUGUGUUAGGAGCAUCUUCAAAAUGAUUGAAACCAGGCUUGUAUCGACUCUGAGAGCACUCAGCUGCAGACAGAGCAUAAAGCACAGCCAAAGGCCAAGGCCAGAGCCUGGAAACAGCAUGGAGCAGAAGAGGAAUGGUCAUGAGGAGGAUGAGUGCUGUUUCUAUCCUGCUGAGUUCUGGCUGCACUGAGAGAGAGAGAUUUUUUCGCAUUUAAAGAAACAACUUUAGCAGGAAAUUUGAUGUUAAUAUUUCCAUAUGAAGAAUGAGGGUUAGGGUGAGACCUCCUGUGUAGCUCAUCUGGCACUCUCAUUGUGGGUUAUAUUUAGAUUUCAAAAUAGUUAGAUUUAUCAUAUUGGGAAAAGUAAUGGUAGGUGUUACAGCAGGAGAAAGCUUUAAAUGCUGUAUAUCAAAUUCUGAAGCGUGAAAGAGGCAGGCGGAUCAGAGUAAAUCCAUUUUCCGGAGAGCAUCCAAACGAAAUAUUGCCAUGGUAUUGUCUUUGAGAUUAUGCACUGAUUGCAGAAGAUCAAUCCUGUCACUGUGUAUAAACCGGUGUGCUGCAGGCCAGCAGAAGUCAGAUUUUCCAGCCUUCUUGCUGUCACAGUGGGAGAUGGGAAGCUGACAGUGAGGUUGAGGUCAUGCUGUUGAGGGGCCAGAUUGAAGCACAGCCGCUCAUACUUAGCGUCGGUUUGCUGCUGCUGAUGCAAAGUGCUGACGUCUAUCAGGGCAGCUCCAGAUGCUGCUGAUUAAAGUUUCUAUUACUCACACACAGGCUGGGACAAAAUACCAGGGAUACAGAUCGUACCCCUCCUCUCAAUCUCAACGCCUUGCACCCCUCACAUUCACCUCGAAACCUGCAGCUAAUGUUAAAGUGAUUAUGAAAACAAUCUCAAGUCCAGCAGGAGAAGACUGGACCGGUCUGAUUUCACUUUGCAAACCUUUCCUAACCUUCUGGAGAGCUGCCAUCUGUUGCAUGCUGUGCAUUAAGAUCACUUCUUUCUGGUGUAUCAGAUUUCUAUCUUUGCAUGAAAGCAUUUUUAAAGUUUGACAAAAUAAAGCAGAUCCAAGCUACCCCUCUUUUUUUUUUAAAGCUUAUCCUUUAAAUGGAAACAUUUUUCUUGACUAGAUCAACCGCUCCCAGGCUUAGAGUGAUUGUUGCUUGGCAGAUACUAAAAAGAUGUGUUUUCUUUGAUUUUUGAUGACGGGGCUCUAAAUUGAUAAUGACAAGCUCAGACAAACUUACUAAUCACUCCACAUUUGGGUUUCUUUUGGCAGGAUGGAGGAUGUGUUGCGAUUAACCCUUGAGGUGACAUCAGAAGUAAACUUGUUUGUGUCAUGCUUUAAGGGGAAAAAUGAGUCUUUUCCCCCACAGCCGUUAUACUGGCCUGAAUAAAGUCGCCAACAUGAAGUCAUUCCCCAGCUCCUCCCAACAGUACUGCCCUCAGGCUAGCCCUUUUUUAUGGCUGACUGACUCUUCGUAAUCAUCUCCCUCAUGAGAAUCAAAGGAGUGAUUUAAAACAGCUGUAUUUGAUGUAAAUGUCAAUUACACAACGGCGUAUUGUGCCAAGACUGCGUGCAGGAGAAUGCUGUAUGAUAUUAGCACGACAAGCACGGACACACCCGGCUGUCAAAAAACUCACCAUCCAUUAUUGUCCGGCUGAACGCAAGAGAUACUCUUUAAACUGUCGUGUUGGGUUCUCUGCACUUCAUCGCGUUUGGAGAAAAGAAACUCCCUGCACUCCUCGAGUUUUAUUUAUCUGCUCAAGAAUUUAGAAGUAAUGAUCUUCCCAAAUGUGCAGACUUUCAUGAAAAUUGUUUUGCUCUUUACAGGCGAGGCCCAAAGGCGAAGGGUUGACACCCUAUCAGGGGAAGAAGAGAUGCUUCGGAGAGUACAAGUGCCCCAAGUGUAAGAGGAAGUGGAUGAGCGGCAACUCCUGGGCCAACAUGGGACAAGAAUGUAUCAAAUGUCACAUAAACGUCUAUCCACACAAACAGGUACAGGAGAAAGUUCACUCUCUGAAAAGUUUGUCUCAAAGUGAAAGAACAUCGAUCUCUACAGACGCCAACUGAGUGCAGACUCUGGUUUGCGUGGCUGCGAGGUUAUUCCAGAUGGCCUCAUUAAAAUAGAAUAAAAAUCACAACACUUGAAAUUGCUUCUGCCCCUUUGGUAAUAAUCCAAACGCUGGAUAAACUAAUAACAUCUCCUGACUGAUAAGAGUCGAGGAUCAUUUAGUGAACGUCAACAAAUCUGAAACAAAAACUUUGCAUUAAUGGCUAACAGACACAAACUAACUCUGGGGUGAUUGAGGCUCAUACAGCUGCAGGAAUUCCUCUCAUACUGAAUAAUAUGAACAAGUGAAGUCAUAUGAAGCAAAAUGCUGUGGAGUGUUUUUCCGAAAGCAGCGAACGCUCAGAGGGAAUUAACGUGCUGGUGAGCUGUCUAUUCAGUUUAACCUCGAGUAUGUUCCUCACAGCCUGUUAACUAAAGAGACGGAUCGCCUGUGAAAGAAUCUGCAGAGUUUUCUUCAACUAGAGAUAUAUUUAUCUGCUCUGCUUCAUCUUUUAAUAUUUAUACUUUUCCACAUUCUUCCAAUUCCACUUCCUGGAAUAAAAUUAAGACUACAGCUUGAGGCCCUGCUCUUUCUCCGAGUAGUGUGGCUGACCAUGUUUCACUCUGUUAACACUCGCAUAAAAUGAAACAGGAAAGGGACGCUGCACGGCAAAUUUACUUGAAAUUUCUGGCGAGAUGUCGUAACAUUCCCCGACAAUGAAAACUGAAUGCAUAAUUUACCUACGCCGGAUCUUUUCUUUAUUUAUUAGCAUCCUCUACGUGGUGAGAUAUUAACUGUAACCUUGAAAAAGCAUUGGCUAAAGACUGCAUUUACACUGCCACAGGCCUCCUUAAGUAACUUUCAAUCAAAACCGCUCGGCACUCAGGAGUUCACUGGUAAGAAAACCUCACCCCUUCUCUGCCUCUGUGUCCUGCGGCAAAGCAACACAUAGGCAAGCAAAUUCCCUGCAUUUGCAAUGUCACCCACUUAACAUAUUUCCCCCUGUCAGCGUUUGAAAUGGACCACUAACCUCUGUGUCCUCGAGUAUCAAAGAGCUCAGACGCUCAGCAUGGCUCCCUCCUUCCCUGCGGUUUCCCAUAAAUAACCUGAAUAUGUAUUUUCCAAUCCCAUCCACAUGCAUAAAAUAUUUGACCCUCUCAGACGGGAAAUAUAUUUCCUGAGCACCCAAAGUGUCGGUUUUAAGCCUAAGGCGUGACUUCUGAUCAGGGUGAUGGUGGACGCAAGCAUUUCGGCUGUUGCAAACCACCUUGAGUAUGCUGAUUUGAGGGUGGAUGGCAUUGAAAAGAGGAAAGCUAAUGCAGACCAAAAGCUGCAUCUUUAUUAACUAUAACCAGUACUUCAGUAAAUCACUCCACCUUCCUCCUCUGUCUCAUGUCAGUGUGGGGCUGAAAGGUGGGUUAGGUACACUUGGUUCCCCAAGAAGAGGGUGUCAAAAGUACAGUAUAGCACUCAUACUGUACUGGUAGAAGCUUUACAUUAAAGCUAGUCGAAUGAGAAUUGGUGGCAGGCUGACUAAGACAGCUUUUUUCUUUUUAAAUUAUGUGUGAUUGUCAAAAUCAAUGAAUCAGACAGGGCUGACUUGAUUGAUAGGCGGGGGUCACUGUAGCCAUUCAAGAGGAGGCUUAAGACCCUAUGGUAGGUUGACGGGAUAUUUGGUUUAGACAGCAUUACCAAUGUGGCAACCACGGCUGAUUAAUGCUGGAAAACUGCUAAGUCUAAUCUCUUUUAAAGGGAUAUUCUGGUGUAAAAUUAACUCAGGGUCAACACCAAGUUAGACACCCCGUCAAAGAUAAAUGUUGCCAAACACUUGCUUCUCUAGUUAUACCAAUUUUAGUAACGACCGCACGAUAACAAUGGACAGCGGUCUCAGGAGCCAUAAACAAACCUCAACCAAAACGCCACUCUAUAGUCACAAAUAAUGCUCAGAACAGCACCUAACUUCAUCAACAGUACAUAUAGGGUCCCAGCCAUGGCACUAGCCACCAAACAUCUUUUUAACUUUGCCCAAUUUCUUCAGCAAAGAGACUAAACAAAACUCACCCACUAUCUCUUGUAGCGAGACCUCAGGCCAGUCCAUUAUGGACUGCUGUGGGGUGACGCAGCUCAAGGAAGAACAUUUAUGAUAAUUUCUUUAUCACUUCCUUGAAGUAAUUAUCACCAUAUUUAUCAUUUUGCACUGCAGAUGCGGUAGUUCUUCUGCCUUAGUGUCUUGGUCUGAUUGCAUUUCCAUGAAGAAAUGAUCUUAAAUUUUGUGUUAUGUGUGAUUUACCAAUCUGGUUAAAAAAAAGGCACAGGGGAGUAAAUGUCAAUUCUCGCGACUUCUUUGGAGCGUUUUCUGAGCAUGUUAGCUUUGAGCAUAGUCUUAAUUAGAGGUUGACCAAUCACAGUUUUUCAGAUGCCAAUGCGGGAACUGUUUAUGAGGGAGCGGGUAAGCCAAUAGCCGAUAUAUGAUGUCGAUAUCACGCAAAUGAAUAACCACAUUUUUUAACUUGAGUGAAUGUUUUAUCAAAUGAAUGUAGAUGGAUCAUUUUGUGACUCAUUCAUUUCAGAGUUAUUUAGGAUACAAAAUCAAUGAUCAAUGAAUGAUCAAAAUCAAUGAAUCAGACAUUGGUGACAUGAUUGAUUCAAGAGUAGGCUAAAGACCUGCCUCUGGUUGGUUGAUGGGAUAUUUGGUUGAGACAGUGCUACCCAAUAUGGCGACCGCUGCAGAUUAAUGCUGGAAAACUGCUGAGUCAAAUCUCUUUUAAGGACACAAUUAGGACUUGUGUUCACAAGACUAGCCUGAAUUAAAUGGUGCUACUCUCUGAAGUGUCCUCAUUUAGCUGUGAAAGAGCAAUACUUGAGUCUCAGUUAUUUAUCAAUAGAACUAGAUAAAGCCAUACUUGUCAUAGUAAGAAAAAUAAUGGGAAAAUGUCUGUUGGCUUUUGUCCGACGGGCUGUCGUACAUUGUGAUCCUAGCACUUCUACAAGUAAAAGUAUGUACUUAAAUCACACAAACAUCACACAAAAUUCAUAUGAUCCUACUUCUGUGCCAAACACACAUACCAUAAUCUAAGUUAUUGAUCGCCUCAGAGGAAACACCCAGACAGCAGCUACAGAACAGACCAUCUUCAGUUUGAGUUUCUUGCUCAAGGAUACAUCAACAGGGAAAAUGCUUGUAACACAAAGACCUGAACCCAGAUCCUUCAAGAGGAGACCUCAUAAAAUACAAAUCAGAAUUUCCAGCUUGUUAACAGAACCUGAUGUUUUUGACGCACCAGUAAUGAACUCUCAAGACUUCCUGGCAGGCUCAUUAGUGACCGACUGAAAUAUCUCCUACAAGCGACCCAUGGUAACCUCUGUUACUCUAGUUAGACUACUUGGACUAAGUAAUGUUUUGAAAGCAGUUUUAACAAGAAGAAAAAAAACAAUAGAUGAGGAAUAUGAUUUUCCAGACAGGUUGUUAAAAUAACCUCCAAACAUGUUGUCUUAGACCGACUCUGUUUGUCCUUGAUAAUGAGUCCAGAAAAACCAUCACUGUAGCCGUUUGUUGAUAUUUCCAUCCAGGUCAUCGUGAUCAAACUCAAGCUGGAUCUUUCUUUUUAAGACCAGGUUUUAAAAGUGUUCUACAAGUUUCCAGAGCUGAUGGUGCGUUGCCAUAACUCUGCAACUAAAAGUUUGGUGCACAUUUGCUCUGGGUUGAAUGCGGCUGGAGCCAGUGUUGUAAUGCGUACAGCUAAAUUGAUUCUGGUGCCAAAUAAACUGCUUGCAGAACUGAAGAGGUUUAUACUGUGUGGGUGCUGCUUGAUUCGCCGGUUUAAGUGAGUAAUAUGACUCAUUUUUUGUCCUCUGUUUGUAUCCUCAGCGCCCGUUAGAGAAACCAGAUGGCUUGGAUGUUUCCGACCAGAGCAAGGAGCACCCGCAACACCUUUGUGAGAAGUGUAAAGUCCUGGGCUACUACUGCCGCCGUGUGCAAUGAUCGUUUACCCCGAGCUUGAGAGCAACUUUUGUGUCCCAAGUUCCAUCGCCCAUCCUCUACUUAGGCUGUUUACUUCCUCUGUGCUGGACUCAUAUCAAGGUUUCCAACAUCCCUGGUGUCCUUGACCCCCUCUGUCUCUCAGAAACCUCAAACAUAGACUGUAGCUCUAAUCCCCCUCCGAUCCCCACUUCUCUGCCUCUCGUCGUAUUGAGGAUUAAAACCAGGAAUGAGAGGGACACCUUACUUUAGGAUCAGUCCAAGUGCUCUUUAUCAGAAACAAAAAACUUGCCAAACUAGUGACUUUUACUGCCUUGUGCAUCCGAAAUCAUCUAACAUAACUGAUCCAAGUAGAUGCAUAACAUUGAAUUAGCACCAGACAUGCUUUUCACUGGUGUCGCUGAUAGUAUUGGUCUCAAAAAGAUUACCUCACCUUGGGGUUUGUUGACUUCGUGUUUACAGAGAUCUGCCUUCCAUUUCCCUGCCGAGUGAAGUGUGUAUGGUAAUGUGAUGAGCGUUUUAACUCCUGUCGGUAAAAUGUAUACGAGGCCUUUGACGUCUUGCCAUAUUAGGGUCAUCUUUAUAACUGUGAAUUAACUGAGGGACAAUGUGCCAUACAUCCCUAGCUUACAUUUGGCCUAUUUAUUUUCUUGUCGUCUAGUGUGCAAUUUGAAUUUUAACUGGGACAUAAGGAAAUGUUUUGUGUAUGUUUGUUGAUCACAUUGUUGUGUUUCUGCGUCCAUGUGUCUGUAGAUACUACUGUAGGUUUAGUUGCGUAGGUUCGCUCUUAGUCUAGAUUUAGCACAUUGUCAACGGAUAAGAUUUCAGGCACCCUUCCUCUAUAGUAUUUCUGUUCUCUUCUAUCUUUAGUGCCAGAGAGGAUAGAAAGAUGUAGAUGUUAUAUAGCUAAGUUGUGUUUAUGACAAAUCACAGGAAGUUUCAUCCGCGCGGUCGAAGCAUAAACCGAUUUGCUGACCAUAGAUUAGCGUUACAAAACAAAUCUAUCUGUUCGAAGCAGAUUGAGCAACAUUUAAGUUCACAUUUUAGUGUAAAAUGACGCCUUGCAGCCGCACCAGAAUCAGUUUAGAUCAUUAGUUGUUGUGUUAAAGGGCUUGCGUCCUUUAAAACUUCGAAUGUCCAACAGCUGACUGCAGUGCAAAGAGUGUCGGGAAGAGGUGAAAUGAUCGAGAACUGCAAUAAUUUUCAGUUUUGCUGAGAGAAAGAGGAGGAUUUUAUGUACAGAAGAAACAGAUUUAUGAAGGUAGGGCUGGAAAUUCAAGGAUAUAUUGAAAGUGACGGUGUUUAUACUCAUGUGUAUAUGCAUUUUUAUGAAUAUAAGUGCCUACAGUUGUAAGUCAACGUCAUUAAAGAGUAGCAGACGUCCUGUUUACGUAUAUCAUGUGCAUACCAAAAGCACUACAGAGGAAAUACAUUUAGUUUUUACAUAUAGAAACCUGUCUCCUUAGGAACAUUUUAACAGGAAUCAUGAACUAUUUUAUAUGUACUGUAUUUCUAGCCUUAUAAAAGAUGGUUGGCUAUAUUUUAAACUGUUACAUAAUGUAUGUGCCUUAAAAAGAUUUAAAUCAUUCAGGACUUGGAGAUCUUACGAAAUUGGAAAAAGAAACGUAGGGGCAGGCUCAGAGUUGGAGCAGUAUAUGUGCAUGUUGUAAAAGUAAUGCAUAGUAAGUUUGGAGCAGGUUCACGUUGCAACAAAAGGUCAAGAAAAUGAUGCAGUUUCUCUAGAGAGCAGAGUGAACUGUCACGGUGGGUGUUUGUUUCGACGCAGUUUGCUGAGUUGGAGGCUCGGGCUGAAUGAAACAGCAUUUCCAGCUGGCAAUAACAAUCCUACUGUGGUCUGUUGUCAUGGAAUAUCAACAAAAGAUGUUAUUUCUCAGAUGGUCCUUAAAACAGAAAGGAGUCGCACACAAAUCUGUGGGUCUCACUUUUUGUCUUUUCUUUAUAAAUCUAUUGUAGCAAGGUUUAUCUGUGGGUGUGUAAGAAGAUAUACAUGGUCACCCUCCUCAGUGGGAGACUUUUCAGUAGGUGAUAAUGGUACAUUAAGGUUUGGGGAAAUUUGGCCUUAUUCUUUCUGGAGGGGCUCUCUUGAUUGAAUACUUUGGUUUAUGUGGUAAGCAUACAGGGGUAGAAAAAAAGAGAAUCAUUAGAAAAAAGUCUCAGUGCAAGAGAGGCUAAUUAAUUCAAACAGAUGGAAAUUUCAUAUUGACAAACAAAAGCAAACAAGAACAUUGGCGACAGGACUGAUGACUUUCCUGCAUAAUUUUAAUGCCUGAAUCUGGUGCAAAGGGGAAGGUGUCAGUGAAGCAGCUGUAAAAACAGCUCUGUUGUUAUAUUUUCACAUUUGACAUAUACAACAACAGACAGAUGCGACUAUCAAGAGUCAGCAGGGUGAGAUUUGUUGUCACAUGACACUACUAAGGCAAGUAUAAGUCAUAGUUCAAAAAAGGCUACUUUGUCCUGAGGGGCGCCAAAACUGACACGAAUUAGAAGUUCAUCAAAGGAGCUUUAAGCCCCCCGGACACACUUGGUCCUACAUUUCCCAUAAUGCAACUCUUGAGCAUUUUUUCAGCAUGUCUCAUCUCUUUGUGGUUGAUGCCAAGAUCUUUGAAGCUCCAACUUCCAAGAUCUGAAAUUAAACAGCCAUUUUUACGGCUCUAACAUUGAGUGAAGCUGGCGAGGUGCUCUUUAAAAAAUAUAUCCUAUUUCUAAAAAAAACAUAGGAGUAGGAAGUUGCGCAUUUCUAUUACAAGUGUAGAAACUCUCCUGAAUGAAAGUUUACCCUAACAGCCACCAUUAGGAACAAAAAAAAAAUCUUGCUAUUAACAAUGUCUUUUUUGUGUAAUGCCACUAAUCUAACAUGCCUUUACAUUUAAACAUGAUUGUCCACAGCAUACUAUGUGGCAGUAGUGAGAGGAAUAGAUACCAAUGAUGCCUUACAGACUAACCUCAUAAACCAGUGAUGAUAUUUUGACUCAGAGUUCUCACGGAUUAGAAAUGAGAAACCCAGAUAGAGAGUCUGAUUCCUCUGAGGAGGCCAUUUUAAAUGGAAGAGCCAAUGGAAGCAGUUGAUAUACAACGGCAAAAAAAAAAAGAAAUCUCUGCUUUCAGAUAUAAUGUCUUGAAUUACAUACUUGACUUUUCUAGUACCUUUUCAGCUCAAAUUUGUGAUUUUCUAUGAAUGAGAUGUGUAUUUUGGAACACUUAAUAGAUGUUGAAAGUUUUAAAGCAAUCUGCAAAACUCAAGAGUUAUUUCCCUGACAAAGAAAGACUGUUUUAUGUAUAUAUUUGAUGGCCAUCAUUUUACAGGAUAGUAGCUCUUUUUAAGUGUUAUGCAAUAUUGAAGCUUUUUGUGUGAAGAAGGGCCUGUUGCUGAGAAUUAAACAAAGCUGGGAGUUUUUUUUUUUCUUUAUGUUUUACAAGAAUCUGAGGGGAUAUCCUGCAGAAAUAUUUAUGGAAGAUUUUUUACAACACUUUUUUUGUAUAGAAUAUGCAACAAAGUUACACUAAGAAGGAAAUAUUGAUGUCUACAUAGAAUAUUAUAAAAAAGCUGGUACAUAAUUAAUACCCUUUCUCAAUUAUAAGCCAUUGUAUUUUUGUUUUUUGUUUUAUGAUGUUAUCAGUGUUGAAUAAACUGCAAUGUUAUUCAGUUGCUCUAUGUAACUAAUUGUGAGCUGCCAUUUACAUCCAUACAGUCCUAUGUAUUCAUUUUGUAAACAGUAGUAUGAAAGUAUAUUGUGUUAACAUGCAGAAAUCUUUUCUUCUUAAUAAGUGAUGGAUACUCACCACUGUAUGAGCACGUUAAACUGUGAGAUGUAGUUUGCUUAAAGCAGCAAUGACAAGAAACUAUUAUAAAAUGUUUUAGUGUUAUUAGAAAUUUAGGGAGUGUAUACUUUUAAGAAAGCGUGUGUGACAAAGAACUGUUUUAGAGUUUGCAUGUGCAUGGGUUUGAUUUUGAAUGAAGUAUUACUUUGUGCAAUGUAUACUUAUUUAAAAUACUUUACAGUAGUUUGCUACAGUACAUAUUGUUUUUAACAUGAUCAGCAACUUCUGAUUGUUAUUAGUCCUGAAGUAUCUCAUUUACCGCUAGUGUAGCCUUGAUAAAUAAUACAUAUUUACUGAAUGUAAUGUGUUAACACUUAUGUGGUCAAUUUGGAAAGUUCUGUUUGUAUUCUUUACUGUCUGUAUCACUUGAGAUGUUUGUUAUGCAAUAUUGCAAUAAUGUAAUAUUUGAAUUGGACAGAACACAGACGUGAGGUAGGGAAGAGGAUGAUUUUGGGAAACAAGGACAGUCGUGGUUUGGAGGCUAGACCACAGGUCUGUUUUUCAUGUCCAUAAAAUGGCAUUCCAAAAUGUGCCUUAUUUGUUAGUUGGGAAAACAUUUUAGUGCUGUCAAGUUUGAUGAAUAAAAGUCAUAUUGAAUUAGGA
This is a messenger RNA of Xyrichtys novacula (pearly razorfish), 38596 nucleotides long. NCBI's taxonomy places the organism in Eukaryota, Metazoa, Chordata, Actinopteri, Labriformes, Labridae. The record is from the annotation of a GenBank genome assembly.